This is a messenger RNA of Stegostoma tigrinum, 2835 nucleotides long. It is a transcript of the gene krit1, whose product is annotated as KRIT1 ankyrin repeat containing. The record is from RefSeq and is a predicted model, not a curated record. The transcript is spliced from 17 exons. Gene Ontology annotation, cellular component: plasma membrane; cytoskeleton. Gene Ontology annotation, biological process: cell redox homeostasis; regulation of establishment of cell polarity; negative regulation of angiogenesis. Lineage: Eukaryota; Metazoa; Chordata; Chondrichthyes; Orectolobiformes; Stegostomatidae. Bases 236 to 2467 code for a protein of 743 amino acids. Gene Ontology annotation, molecular function: protein binding.
GGAGGGAUGGAGGGGAAAGAAGCUCUUUGACUCGGAAGGGCAGGUUCGCCUCCUCGCAUUCCGUAUCGCUCCAGCCGCGCAUGCGCUGGAGAGUGGGGGCCAGGAGCCGAGAAGCGGAUGCCGUUACCAUGUUGGGGCUGCACGGGCAAUUAGGACGGUAGAAGUCGGUGAGUUCUCGGUGAAGCUGUGCAUAUGGUUUCUCUGGUUCCAAAUAGGCAAAUGGAAUGAAACAGCUAUGGGCACUCUCAAUGACCCAGAGGAUACAUAUAUUGCAGUGAUUCGUCCUAAGAAUGCUGCUAGUUUAAAUUCUCGUGACUAUCGAACAAAAUCAUAUGAAAUCCUGCUGCUGGAGUUGCAAAAUGAAGGCAAGGAGAAAAAGAGAAAGAAAGUUCUGCUACAAACAAAACUGAAGAGGGAUGAAAAUAAAGGACAAGACAUUCUUGAUUUUGUAGUUGAAGCUACCAAACUGAUGUCACCUAACAACCAAGGAGUCAAAGGUAAACGAGUGGUGUUGAUAAAAGAAUUUCCUGUCCAUGGAGAAAAUUCUUGCAGGGCAGCUGCACUCUAUGUUGUACCAACAGCAGUUAAAGACAACAGCAAGGUAUCCUAUUGCCUUGGAGCACCAAGCUUUUAUUGCUUCCAGGAUAUUAUGCGUGUGUGCAGUGAAUCUAGCGCUCAUUUUUCCACACUGAGUGCAAAAAUGCUGAUUGCCUUGGACAAGUGGUUGGCAGAACAGCACACCAUCUCCCAUGCCAUUCCAGGUCUCUUUAGACCAUCGCCUCUUGACAGACUCAAAUCUUGUGUAGCAAACCCUGCUUACAUCAAAGAAAUGGAUCAGCAUGAAAAUACACUAAAUGUGGGCUACACUGCUUUGGAAAUAAAAAGUAAAAUGUUGGCACUGGAAAAAGCUGACCUCUGUAUCUACAAUCCACUUUUUGGAUCAGACUUGCAGUACACAAAUAGGGUAGAUAAAGUAGUUAUAAAUCCGUACUUUGGCUUGGGAGCACCUGAUUAUUCUAAGAUACAGAUUCCAAAACGUGAAAAAUGGCAGCGUAGUAUGAGUAGCAUAAUGGAGGACAAGGAACGACAAUGGGUGGAUGAUUUUCCUCUUCAUCGCAGUGCCUGUGAAGGUGUUACGGAGUUGCUGAGCAAACUUCUAGAUAGUGGCUUUUCAGUUAAUCAGUUGGACAGUGAUCAUUGGGCACCUAUUCAUUAUGCUUGUUGGUAUGGAAAGGUUGAAGCUACUCGUAUCCUAAUAGAAAAGGGAAAGUGUAAUCCCAACCUUUUAAAUGGACAGCUUAGUUCACCACUUCAUUUUGCAGCUGGUGGGGGACGUGCAGAAAUUGUGCAGCUUUUACUACAGCAUCCUGAGAUUGAUCGGCAUAUUGUGGAUCAGCAAGGAAGGACAGCAUUGCAGGUCUGUGAAGAGAAUAAGCAAAAUGAUUGGGAAACAACAGUACAACUCCUAAAUGAUGCAUUGAAUAAACCAUAUGAGAAAGUUAGAAUUUAUCGUACCGACGGGUCUUAUCGUGCUGUUGAGCUGAGGCAUGGUAACAAUACCACAGUGCAGCAAAUUAUGGAGGGCAUGCGGCUGUCACCAGAAACACAACAGUACUUUACAAUCUGGAUCUGCUCUGAGAACCUCAGUUUGCAGCUCAAACCGUACCAUAAAUCACUACAGCACUUGCGAGACUGGCCAGAAAUUGUUGCAGAAUUAACAAGCCUUGAUCCACAUUUGGAAAAACCACAACUCUUCCUGCGCAGGGAUGUACGGCUUCCACUGGAAACUGAAAAGAAGGUGGAUGAUCCACUGGCAAUCCUUAUCCUAUUUGAUGAGGCACGUAGUAGCCUGCUGAAAGGAUUAUACCCAUGUCCUGACAGUCAGUUGAUAACAUUGGCCGGUCUUCUCCUUCAAAUCAUCUAUGGAAAUUACGAAAGUAAAAAACAUAAGCAGGGAUUCCUCAAUGAAGAAAAUCUUAAAUGUAUCUUGCCAUGUACCAAACUAAAAAGCAAGGCUCCACACUGGAUCAAUAGGAUUUUACAUGAAUACAAGAGUCUUAGCAGCCGUGAAGGAAUUAGUAAGGAGAUGCACCACCUUCAGCGUCUUUUCCUGCAGAUUUGCUGGGAGUUUCCAACUUAUGGAGCAGCCUUUUUCACAGGACAAGUAUAUACCAAAUCAAGCUCAAGUAGUCAUAAAGUUGUCAAAGUAUACGUUGGGGUAAACACGAAAGGCCUGCAUUUGCUAAACAUGGAAACGAAGGCUUUGUUGAUUAGCCUUAAGUAUGGCUCCCUCAUGUGGCAAUUGGGUGAAGCAGAUGCCUACUUUCAAAUUCACAGUUUGGAAAAUAAAAUGAGCCUUGUUGUGCAUACAAAGCAGGCUGGUCUGAUUGUGAAAUUACUGAUGAAAUUAAGUGGCCAACUGAGUGUAAAUGAAAGAAAUCUGACAGAGAGACAUGGCUACGGGUAACCCUUAAAUAUUGUGAGAUCUUUAUCUUGACAAGGCCAUUCCUGUUGAACUGAAGUGCUUUAGAUUACUAAGAAGCCAAAAAAACCCACUGUGAUUUAGCAUUCCAUGUAUAUUUGUAUGAUAGUGAAGAAUUGUAUACCUUAUUUGUAUUUUAAAGCAAACUACGCAUUGUGUAUGUCGAUUAUUUCAAUGUCUGUUUAUUGUGCUAAAGAAAAAAGCUUUUUGGUUCUAAGAACAAAAUUCUGACUUACUGUAUGCAUUAUAGCAAUAGUUGUGCUCUUCAGUAUAGUUUGUAAAGCAUUUUAGAAAUGUAUCACAAUAUUGACAUUUUUUUGCUAUGAAUUAAAACAGGAUCUUUUAGAAUUUUA